AUGACGUCGAAGCGCCAGAGAUCUUCUCCACCGGGCAGAUUGCAUAACAAGAAAUCACGCGUGGCUGUGGCUGUGUCAGAUGACACCGACGACGCCGAAGACGCUGACUACUCAGCCCCCUUGCGCCAUCUCCAGCGAUCUCUUCUCGCUACUUUCUACGGCUGGCACGCGCAGCCUGGCGAUGGCGACGACGGCAGUGAGACGGCUGGUACGAUCAGCGACCUGACCGGUGUGUUACGUGGGAGUGUAGAGCACGGCGAAGGCAACAGCGUUCUUGUCGUUGGUGGCCGAGGAACCGGCAAGACGUUAGCAGUGCGCAGUGCACUCGCAGCUGUCCCCACCCGCCGCUUUAUUCCCAUCCACCUCCACGGCAGUGUCCACACGACCGAUAAGAUGGCUCUGCGCGAGAUGGCGCGGCAGAUACGCGCGCAGGGCGGCACCGUAACCUCGCUCGAUGCGCUCCAGUUGCAGGUGGACGAGAACGGGGAGGGCGGAGAGAGCACAGAGCACCCAGAACACACUAUCGAUAUCGGCCAGAGCACCCUUACCGCUUUGCUCACCCUUCUCGCCGCUUCCGCUCUCCCUAUAGUCGUCGUGCUCGAUGAAUUCGAUCUCUUCGCGGCACACGCUAGGCAGGCUCUGCUUUACUGCCUCCUCGACUGCGCUCAGGGUGGUCGCCGCAGAGGUGGCCUAGCUGUCGUCGGCACGACGUGUAGAUUCGACGCCGUUGAUAUGCUCGAGAAGAGGGUCAAAAGUCGUUUCUCGCAGCGAAUCCUACACGUAUCGAGUCCGCGUACGUGGACAGCGUGGUGCACUCUCGCCCGAAAAUCCCUAUCUUACCCGCACGUCGAGGAUGUAGCCCACGCGAAGCAGUUGGACAAGUUCAAGACACAGUGGGAUGCACACGUAGAGCGACUUUUCGACGAUACGCAGUUCGAGCUCGUGCUCAAGAUGCUUUUUGACAUGCUAGCCGAUAUCCCAGCGCUGUACCGAGUGUUUGCUAUACCCAUCGCUAAUGCUACACCGGAGAAGGCAUUUCCACCUGCGAAAGAAUUCCUUGGCGCAUACGCUUCGCAGCGUCCCACAGAUACAUUCUACCUACUCGACACACUCCCUUUGCCGGCAAUCGCGCUCGUGAUUGCCGCGAAACAGAUCAGCGCACGCGAUAUGCACACAUUUACAUUUGAGUUGGUCAAUAAGGAAUACGACGACUGGGCGAGAAGGACUAUAUACGCACCGACAGCCGCCAGUGUGGAUAUGAACGCGAUGACCAACCCUCGCAUAGCAAUCAGUGUUUGGCCGCGACAUAUACUGAUGGGGGCAUUCGACACACUCGUCCUCCUCAACCUCUUCAUCCCCGUCUCUUCUGCUAGCGCUCUCGCAAGCGGGGAAAUGCGCGAGUAUGCCACCCACAGAUGCGCGCUCGAGAACGGGGAGAUAAGACAAGCUGUGGAGAAACGGAGGGAUCUGCCGACGUCGCUGUAUAAAUGGGGCCAUAGUUGGAAUUGA
This is a messenger RNA of Wallemia ichthyophaga EXF-994, 1509 nucleotides long. Its product is annotated as Origin recognition complex subunit 4. Gene Ontology annotation, biological process: DNA replication initiation; DNA replication. Gene Ontology annotation, cellular component: nucleus; nuclear origin of replication recognition complex. The record is from RefSeq and is a predicted model, not a curated record. Lineage: Eukaryota; Fungi; Basidiomycota; Wallemiomycetes; Wallemiales; Wallemiaceae. The coding region runs from base 1 to 1509 and encodes 502 amino acids. The transcript is spliced from 4 exons. Gene Ontology annotation, molecular function: ATP hydrolysis activity; DNA replication origin binding.